GGGAACAACGUCAACAAUUCUCCCCCGGGACACGGCUUUCGGCGGGCUGUGACCGUGGAUGAGGGCGUCCAAUUGCGUCGCCGCUCGACUAUCAACGCGGCCACUUCAGAAAAUCCUCUCGGCGAGAUUCGACGACGGAGCUCCAGCUUUUCCGAUUACAGCUUGAACGAGGCUCGACGAAACCUCGAAUCCAGUGCAGAUGAACUGUUCAAUCUCCGCGGUGCUAGAACACAGUCGGGGGACAAAUCUCUCUAUGCAUCGGUCCCGCUCAUCUUCGCGUUGCUGCCUGCUGUGGGUGGCAUGCUCUUCAAAAAUGGAAGCGCAUUCCUCACCGAUGUGAUUCUGCUGGGACUCGCCGCCAUAUUCUUGCACUGGUCGGUAACACAGCCGUGGAGUUGGUAUCACGCAGCACAAGAGGUUCGCGUAGUCAAGGAUGAAGUCAUGGCCGGAUCCGUGUUCGAAUCCGACAGCGAAUUGGAGCUGUCCACGUCGGCAUCUGUCACGACGGCGCUCGAAAACGUGCCUGAGGAAAAUGGCAAGGAAAGGGAAAAAGAGAAAGUGAAGCAAGCGGAGAACGUCAAGAAGCCAGAAACUCCACAGAACUCACCAAAGCCUGCACAUAGGCAAUGGGAGGUGCGCAGAGCCGGUACAGCAAAGGAGCUCUAUAUCCACGAGAUGCUAGCCUUGGUUGGAUGCUUCCUAUUCCCUUUACUGGGAGCAUAUCUUCUUCAUACUAUUCGCGGUCAGCUGAGCCGGCCGUCCGAAGGCCUGGUCUCUGAUUAUAACUUGUCGAUCUUUCUCAUUGCGGCCGAGGUUCGACCAAUAUCACAUUUGAUCAAGCUGGUCCAGAAUCGAACCUUGCGCAUCCAAAGACUCGUCGCCACGAACCCUUACCAGAGACACGCCAUUCGAACCAAGCAGUUGCAGGAGCUACACGGUAGAUUGGAUGAAUUGGAAACGCGUGCCGCGGCUGUUGAGGUGUCGUCUAGUGCUAGUGUUCAAACCGACUUGUUGAGCUCGCGAGUUAUGGAAGCUACGCUUGCACGCAAUGUUCGGGAUGGCAUGCAGCCUGAGUUGGAUGCACUGAACCGUGCCGUCCGCCGCUACGAGAAGAAACUUGCUUUGCUGGCCGGCCAGAUAGAUACCAGGCUCGAAUAUCUUGACGGAAGACUAAACGACGCCAUCGCACUGGCUGCCGUUGCCGCAAAGCAUAGUAAUGCUCAGGGGAAUUUGGGUUCCUGGCUGGUUGAGACGACCGUCACGAUCGUCAUGUUUCCCAUUCAGACGGCGAUCUCAGUCUUGACCUUUCCCUUCCGAACUGUAUCAUCGCUGCUAGGUCGGAAGAGCAGGCCAUCCUCCGAAAAAUCACAUAGAACGAGCCGUAAUGGCAGACCAUCUGGGUCGAGUAGAGCAGGCUCGGAUCGCGUCCCAACCAGGAUGUCUAGGAGAUGA
This is a messenger RNA of Pseudomassariella vexata, 1452 nucleotides long. RefSeq lists its product as uncharacterized. The annotation marks the transcript as partial. The record is from RefSeq and is a predicted model, not a curated record. Lineage: Eukaryota; Fungi; Ascomycota; Sordariomycetes; Amphisphaeriales; Pseudomassariaceae. The transcript has a single exon.